Oryzias latipes (Japanese medaka) is the source of this 4676-nucleotide messenger RNA. RefSeq names its product nuclear factor of activated T cells 1. Gene Ontology annotation, biological process: cytokine production; regulation of transcription by RNA polymerase II; calcineurin-NFAT signaling cascade. Gene Ontology annotation, molecular function: RNA polymerase II cis-regulatory region sequence-specific DNA binding; DNA-binding transcription factor activity, RNA polymerase II-specific; transcription factor binding. Gene Ontology annotation, cellular component: transcription regulator complex. NCBI's taxonomy places the organism in Eukaryota, Metazoa, Chordata, Actinopteri, Beloniformes, Adrianichthyidae. The record is from RefSeq and is a predicted model, not a curated record.
UCUCCGUCUUUCUCCGCCUUGCUCCCUCACAGCCCUCACACACCUCCCUCCGCCCCCGGCGGGAUCCCAGGGUGGAAGGCAUCAUCAGGCGGCUGGAGGGGCCGGUCAUCCCUGCAUGGGCGGCGCACUGACAGACGGGAGCGCAGAGGGUGUUUUCCCCCUUUAAAAGCGCCGGAGCCGGCCCGGAUGACAGAGCGCGCGGCGUUAUCGACUCGAGGAGAGCCCCUGAGAGCGCGCGCGCGCAUCACCUGAGCAGCGACCCCGCAGAGCGGCCGCAGCUGGCAUCCGGCCGAUCGGUGCGUGAAGGAGCUCUGCCGCCGGAGAAAGUUGCGCAUCGCUUGUUGAAUGCAGGAUAUCUUCCGGCUGAAGUCCAAGGUCAGCUUCGGAGCGCCAACCUGCGAGCAGUUCCCACAUCUGUCUCCGCCGACAUGAAGUGUGCAGAGGAAGAUGCUUACAGCUACGCCCCAAAUGUCAGUCUGGCUCUUCCAUUAGGUGUGGCCAACUCCUGCCUGGCUACCCAGUACCAUACCUUACAGUCCAGCCCUGUUAUCUCGGUUUCCUCCUGCCACCAGACAGGCUACAGUUUGCAAAAUGACAAUCAUGCAGCAUCAGGCUACUACCUGCCACCAAGUUUAAGACCCAACGGCGCCCCGGCCCUCGAAAGCCCUCGCAUUGAGAUCACAGCUUACAGCCAAUACCCGGAAGACGAGGUAGAGGAGAGCAGCAGCGAGGACCGUGUCAUCAAACGAGGGGUCAACUCCAUUGUCACCUUGACGCUGCCCAAUGCUGAUGGUUACAGAGAUCCCAGCUGCCUUAGCCCUGCCAGUAGCAUCUCCUCACGCAGCUGUAACUCUGAAGCAUCGUCAUAUGAGUCUGGCUUCUACAACUAUGACAAUUCCCCACAGAACUCCCCUUGGCAGUCGCCCUGUGUUUCUCCCCGGGGGUCAUUCUCACUUCUGUCAUGUCCGCACGCCCUCGGCCCUGCAGGCUCCCCCCACCACUCGCCGUCCACGUCCCCCCAGAUUGGAGCCGUGGCGGAGGAAGGCUGGCCAGCACAACCGAGAGGGUCCAGGCCAAAUUCCCCCUCCUGCAGUGGAGGUGGUGCAGGCAACAGUAUCACUAUGGGGAAGAGAAAAUACAGCUUCAAUGGCUCCUCCUACCGCCAGGCAUCCCCCAACCAGUCACCAACACCCUCUCCUCAUGGUUCACCUCGCGUCAGUGUCACAGAUGACAGCUGGCUCACCAACACCAACCAGUACACCAACUCUGCCAUUGUUGCUGCCAUUAAUGCUUUGACCACAGAUGGAGUGGUGGACAUGACGGAGGGAAUCCCAAUCAAGACACGCAAGACCAUGCUGGACAUCUCCUCUUCCAUGAGCCUGAAGGUGGAGCCCAGUGACGAGGAGCUGGCUGAUGGGGAACUCUGUCAUGAGGAGUACCCUUCUCGGCUGGCUCUUAAGAAGGAGAACUUCCACGGAGGCUUCCUGGAUGUGCCCCAGCACCCCUACUCUUGGCCUAAACCCAAGCCCUACCUCAGCCCCUCCCUGCCGGCCCUCGACUGGCAGUUGCCCUCCUGCUCUGGCCCGUACAACCUACAGAUCGAGGUGCAACCCAAAUCUCACCACAGGGCCCACUACGAGACGGAGGGCAGCAGAGGAGCAGUGAAGGCCCUAUCUGGAGGACACCCUGUCAUACAGCUUUAUGGCUACAUGGAAAGCGAGCCGCUCACCCUGCAGCUGUUCAUAGGGACCGCAGACGACCGCCUCCUGCGACCACAUGCCUUCUAUCAGGUCCAUCGCAUUACCGGCAAAACUGUCUCCACUGCCAGCCACGAAGUUAUGCAAUCCAACACCAAAAUCCUGGAGAUCCCUCUGCUGCCUGAGAACAACAUGAGAUCUAUAAUCGACUGUGCUGGAAUCCUGAAGUUGCGUAAUUCAGACAUAGAGCUACGCAAAGGGGAAACAGACAUCGGGCGCAAAAACACUCGUGUCCGAUUGGUGUUCCGGGUGCACAUCGCGCAGCCCAACGGCAGGACGGUGUCCUUACAGACGGCUUCCAACCCCAUUGAAUGUUCCCAGCGCUCAGCUCAGGAGCUUCCAUUGGUGGAGAAGCAAGGUUUGGACAGCUACCCUGCCACUGGAGGCAAGAUGAUGCUUCUCAGCGGCCUCAAUUUUCUCCCCGAGUCCAAGGUGGUGUUUGUGGAGAAGGCACAGGAUGGACACCACCUGUGGGAGGCAGAAGCCAAAGUUGACAAGGACUCCGUCAAAUCCAACAGUCUUGCUGUGGAAGUCCCACCAUACAAGAAUCAGAGAAUAUCCAGUCCCGUGCAGGUUAACUUCUAUGUUUGCAAUGGAAAGAGGAAGAGGAGCCAAUACCAACGCUUCACCUACCUGCCGCCAAAUGUGCCGAUAAUAAAGACAGAACCCCACGAUGACUAUGAUUCUCUGGGGUCUGUUGGGCUCUCCAUGCAUUCAAAGCACUACUAUAGCCAGCCCAGACUCAAUUCAAUCAUGCCGGUGGCCGAUCCCGACGCCUGCCUGGUGGCUGGCUACCUUCCUUGUCUGCCUAGUCAUGCUGCCAUAACACCGUCAUCUGCCAGCUCCAGUCCUACCCUCCAUGACCUGUCCCCUGUAGCGUACAGCAAAUGUCCCUCAAGCAGUCCCACCAAUGGAGCCCCACCAGCCCCCAUUGUGCUCCCUGUUCCGGAGACUCCCGUCUGCCCAAACCUUUCCCACCCAACGCCACUGGACCCCAACCCCUCUUUAGGGAUGCUUGAUUCUCAGGGCAGCCCCAUUCACCUCAACAGCCCUGGAGCCCAUAGUUAUCAUCCUAUCUAUGCCAACAGCAGCUCCUCAUCCUCCCCAGUGUCCCACCCUUCCACGCCAAGUGGAGCUGCAGAGAGUCCAUUUGCUCAGGCCUACAGCCCCAGUCCCACACAAGCAGCAGCCAGUGCAACCCAAUGUGGAGGGAGCCCCGCCAGUCUGCUUCCUGAGGAUGCCAGUCCCAUAUCAGCUGCCAUCACCGUCAAGCAAGAACCUCAGGAACUGGACCAGAUGUACCUAGAUGAUGUGAACGAAAUCAUCAGGAACGACCUCUCCAGCACCUCCGUGCACACUCACGCGUAGACGUCCAGAUGUUUUCUGCUGCAGCACACGUACACACCCAGACCGAGGCAUCAACCCACAGCGGUCCAGACGAGCUACAGGUCCAGAUUAAGAAGAAAAUAAAAAAGGCCUUGACCAGGAUCUCCCCCCCCGACCGCUCUCCUUGAUUCAAAGACUCGCUGACAAUCACUGGCAAGCUCCAUUUGAAAAAAAAACAGGUGAAUGUUUCAUUUGAAAAAAAAAAGGGAAGUGAUUUCAGGGGCAAAAUAUGAGGCUACACUCGCCUUAAUUCACAGCAGAUGUUCUUUAGUGGACCAAGCAGCUCAAUGACUCCCCCGGUCUUCUCCAAGAUGACAAUCUUCAUUUGGUGUGCGUGUUCACCCAAGGACAAGCUAACGGGACAAUAAGCUUCAUCCCUUUGCUUCUUUUGUUUGCUCAGUUGGUCAGCAACCACCAAUCCGGUGCCUUCCAGCAGUGACAGCAGACAGCAGCAGCAAUCGCACUCAUGCCAACACUUCACUGCAACCCAAAGCAGACGUUUUUAUACAUUUUUGUAUCAUUUCAACAAUUUGUUUACAGGGAAAAAGAGUAAAAGGGGUGGAAAAAAGAGGGGAGUGUGUGAAUGAAUCUAUUUUUUUGCUUCUUUAUUCUAUGUUCAUUUAAACCGAAUGUGUGUAUUAUAUUCAUUUGUAUAAACAAGUUUUUUUGAAAUGCCUUAUCUUACUUAAUGAAUUAUUGUUUUUACACUUUUUAUGUCUUUUGAUUUCAUACAUAUUUGACUCUUUUCUUUUCACCUUUGUGCCUGUUUUUUUCUACAUUUUUCCCAGUUUUCCAGCCCUUCAUCCAUAUCCUGGCUGUAAGACAAUCAGAGAAAGAUGCAGAGCAUAUCUCCUGAAUUUCAGGGCCUUUUGAAGACAGCCUUUUUCUUUCUUUCUUUCAUAUCAGCUAGUGUGCUUUCCCGCUUCAUUAGAACACAUGUAUUUGCAUACCUUGUAUAUUAGUCACCACAGUGCAGAUCUGCAUGUUAAUAUUCUCAGUUUUACUCAUCAACGGGGUGAUUUCAGUGAGGACUUGGCCAGGACUGUUACCGACAGAUAGGCAAUAAUUGAUGAAAGCAAACCAAAGGGUUUUAUCUUUGGUGAAGUUAUUGUCUUUUUUCUGUUCGUUUCUCCAGAAAUAAAUCAUUAUGCACUUUACUGCAGAAACUUUGCCUCCAGACCAAAUGCAGAUAUUUGUUUGUGAUGCAGAUGCACAUAAUCCCUUCUUACAAAGCUGCAAGUUUUCUUUCUGUCAUUUCGAGCAUGCGCGCCGCAGUCAUGUAGCUCCUAGGAUAGCAGAAUAGCCUCCCCAUGCAUUUUACUCUGUAACUGCAUGUCUGUAUCAUGAAGGUUUUUCGUGCCUUACUCUCCUCAAUGGCUUCACAAUCUUUGUAACUGUGUAAUGCUUCUUUGUGUAGGCACAGGGUAAAACCUGUCUCUUUAAUCUCAAAUAUUUAUAAAAAUGAAAUGUGUUUUAAGUGCAUUUAAUAUGUUCUCUAAAUUGAAAUAAACAUCAUAAAGGUGACCAUAAAUG